AUGUUUCGUCUAACAUGUUAUAUUAUUACACUAUUCAGCCCUGUUGUUUUACUCAUUUGUGUUUUUCUCCAAGAUGUUCAUGCGACUGAUAAAGUAAGGUCGCGACCCUACGAGAUAGUAAACCUUUUAUUUUCUUUCAGCCCGUUUCCUGUCAAGAUCUCUUCCAAAAACACGGUAGCCUUAGGUGAGAGCCUUACGUAAUUACAGUAAUCUUUAGUGGAAUAUUCGAAAUUCGAACAAAAUGUGGAGAGAAAUGGGCUUUCUGUGAUCAACAAAGUCGAGGAGGAGGAUGGACGGUGAUCCAACAAAGGAAUGGGCUUACUGGAGAAACUUUUUGGAAUCGAAGUUGGGAAGAUUAUAAGAUAGGGUUUGGAACUCCGCAUUCAGAAUCAGAAUUCUGGCUCGGGAACGAUGUUAUUCACGAUCUAUCCAAUCGGGGCAAACGGCCGGCCCUGUUGAGGGUCGAAUUGUUCGGGGAUCGAACACCCAGAAGCAAGUGGGAAAAUUCUUAUUUUGUCUCCGAAUACGACUUUAGGGUAAGGUCUCUAAAAAAUGUGCAGAGCUCUUCAGAUAGGCAAUGAGACGGCAAAUUAUGAGCUAGAGAUCAGCGCUCAUCGGCCUUUGAAAAAGUUGAGCAAUGGAAGUCUCCCACGGGUAGGUAAUGAGUAUUUAUCUAAGGUGAUAUUUUAGGCGGAUCCUGAGUACUUUGUUGGAAAUGCGAGUUUUGGAUGGUAUGACAUCACCACUGACAAUAAGGCACCUUUUUCGACUGUCGACAAGAUCAAUGACCCUCUUCCAGACUGCGUAAUCAAAUUCCAUCUUGGGUGAGAGGAACAUUCCUUAUAAGCCAAUGUUGUAGAGGAUGGUGGACUAAAUGGUGUGGAACGGUGUCAUUAAAUGGGGAAUAUACUCCGGAAAAGAUGGGUGGGGGAUAUGGUUUAAACUGGUUGUUCAACGGCUCUUAUUUCAUUCAUCCCAGACGGACCAGGAUGAUGAUUCGACAGAGAUGGGAUGACUUGUAA
Molecule: messenger RNA, 1022 nt
Organism: Bursaphelenchus xylophilus (pine wood nematode)
Lineage: Eukaryota; Metazoa; Nematoda; Chromadorea; Rhabditida; Aphelenchoididae
Source: the annotation of a GenBank genome assembly